GAAGCAGCCGUUGAAGUGCCACGUCCCGACACCUCUUGUGCCGUGUUCCAGUGCCUUUUUACAUUUCUCAAACAGUGCGAUCGUGUUCGCGGAUUAUGUGUCGCGACGACGUAUCGAGCUGUGCGUUGAAAAUUUGUGACUGACGCAUUUUGGAUGUACCAACUCGAAUCCUGUGGCUCAAGGACACCACACACACGAGAUGCUGAAGUGGACGGUUUCGAGAUCGUUGUCGGCGAGCAGCUCGACGCCUCACGGUCCGCCUAGCCUGAACAAGGCGACACGCAGGCCUUUUCGAGACUUGUCCAACACGCCUCCCGCUGCUACUACCAAAACUCGUAACAUACCUGCUCAAACUGCCGAAAACACGUUGGCCAGGACCACGCCGGUUCGUCGUAGAAGAUGCAGGAGCCACGGCAGCGACCUACGGACAUAUUUUCAAGCUACGAAGCCUAAUCUGCGGGCAAACAAACGUCAGUCGAUGUCACAGCAAGCGGACAAGUCAUCUGUCACGGAGAGCUUUUAUCAAAGCACCCCGAGAGUCGACACCGAUAUCGGUCCGUUAACGUUUCUACCAGCCGGCAGCAAAUGUUCCACCGGUCUCACUCUACCAACCGAUCCCACGCUAUUUAUGAAGAGCAAAGUAAAGAAGUUUCAGAGCGACAACGAGCUACCGCAGAAUAUCGUGAACGAGGCCAGGGCGAACCUUCAGUCGCACGUGUCAGACUUUUUCCAACAAAUUUCUAUGGCUACCAGUCCGGAAGACGUGAUGGAAGCCGAGACUGUUCCUCUCUCGAAGAACAGACUGUACUCUCAAAACGUGGAGCUAAAGUCAAAAUUCCCGGAUUGCACGAGAAUCUCGUAUCUGCCGAAACUGGCGAGAAUCAGCAAGAUUCACGCACGUUGCAAAACGCCUUAUCACGGGAAGAACGCUGCUACAGCCGCGAGUUCUAUGAAAACAAACGGUCACGACCAGACGCCUUUGGCUGGGAAACUGUCGAAUCUGGCCAUAGACCAAGAUCUACCCAAGUUUGAGAACAUGGACAACACAGUGACGGAAGUCCUCAACAGGGAACAGGAGGUGAAUUUCAGCGGGAAGACGGUGGCGGAAAUUCUUCUGGGAGACGUGGAGGAACGAAAAAAGGUGCUAGAGGAUAGCCGCGAGGAUGAGCAAAACGUUUCGCAAGUGGAUCACACGUACGAGACGAUCAUGGAACGGGAAGAGGAAGACGAGGAAACGGCGUGUCACAACGAUAGUUCCAUCUCUUCGGCUAGUCAACUCUUGGAGGAUCCUUCGCCCAUGUCCUGGGCGUUCUCCUCCCCUACCAACGAGCUGGACGGGGAAUUUACCUUGAAAAGGCAACGAGGAAUACGAAGGAAACGACAUCGGAAGGACACGGGGAAGAUUUACGAGGGGAAACGGGCAAAGAGGCGUUCGUCGAGCCAUAGUCCGUCGACUAGCGCGACAAUCGAGAAACCGCAGGACGCUUUGGUCGAGGCUGUGAAUCCAAAUGUGAAGAAACUCGCCUUGGAGACGGACUUGGACACCACUUUGGACGAGAAGUGCGUGUUCGCGCCGAAAGUGUUGUUCUCGGGUCAGGAGGAUCGUAAAGAGGAGGAGGUUGGAAAGAAAAACGGUACCUGGGAGCUGGACAGUCCAAAAUCCAGCCUCACCGACGACUUUCAGAGCUCCAAGUCGUUCUUAAACUCGAUGUCGAACACACCGGAAACACCGCUUGUCGCCACUGUACGUAGAUGUCUUAAAUUCAGCCCGGAAAGCGAACUCCCGAAACCGAACUGCCACGGAUCGAUCGAGAUCGAGUACUCCGUGGUUGGUGAACAAAUACACGUUCGAGUGAUAAGGUGCAAGGAUCUUAGGAGAGCGUACGAGGGCCCUAUUCACGCGUAUGUGAAAGCGAGCCUGAAGAACGGGAGCGGCGAGGGAGUGGUGAAGAGGACGGCGGUGCACAGGGCCACGCCGAAUCCCGUCUUCCACGAGACCUUGAUACUGCCCUGCCCGGUGAACAACAACCACUGCAGCGGCAAGCCCACGUCCCUGGACAUCGCUGUCUGGCACAGGGAUCGUCGCGCAAGACGUAGCGAACUGUUAGGCUGCAUGACUCUACCUCUACCUCUGUCUCAGGAUAAGGAAGCGACAUGGCAUCCUCUCGAAGCAGGAACCGGUCGAAAUGCGAGCACUCCUUAUGCAGGCUUGCCUCAAGACUGCGGAGUCUCGCCACCCUUGUCCAAGGACGGAGAGCCAGAUAAUAAUAAUUCAGGAGCGGAGGACUUGACGUAUCUGAGGCAUCUCGAAUUGGAACCAAUCGAUCCUUUGACCGGUUUGCCCCUGCACCCUGGUUUUACAGCCAGGGGUGGUAGGACACCGUGCACCGUCACCAGGAGAUUGAUAAGACAGUCUGCAGCCAAUCAGGUUCCAUGGGGUUUCUCGUUGUCCUGGGGGAGACCACCCCGCGUGGAACGCGUGGACCCUGCCAGUCCGGCGGAACGAUCCGGUCUCAGACCAGGUGAUCACGUUGUCUUCGUCGACACGACGAACGUCGUGACCCGAUCGCGGGAAGAGAUCCUCGGAUUGAUCCAAGCUGCCACCAAUCAACUGAUCCUGGAGGUUUAUCGCAAGGGGAACGUUCAUUCGUCGAUGCAUCGACCUAGCUCGAUGAACGUUAGCCUUCACCAACCGAUCGGCACCGGACAGCACGCGGUCGCGUUUAACGCCGAGGUGUUUCCAAACCUCGCACCGGAUGCACCGCCGGAAGAGGAACUGUCGGUACGCGAGACGCGAUACUGGGGCAUCCUGAAGAGCGGUCACACGCGUUUCAUGGCACCGAUGCUCGAGAGACGGGACGUUCUAUCCGCCGCGGAUUACUUGAUACUCUUUCAAAAUCUCGACGAGCUGCUGAAACUUUCCGAAGAGAUUCGCGACGAGGGCGGAGGGGUAGAGAGCUACCUGUGCCGUGUACCGAGGAUCACCGCCGCAUACAGGAGAUACCUAAGCGGAUUACAACGCGCCUGCUGUCUGUUGGUGGCUUUGAGACGAAAUACCGCAUUCGCGAAGCUGGUCUGCGAACCAGCCGUUCCUCAUAAGAGACGUCCCGAUCUGACGGGCGUCUUGCUUUUGCCUCUAGAACACUACAGAGAGAUGACGAGACUGUUAGGUCUGGCGUCGCCAAGGAACUGCCAGCAAGCCAGAGACCUGGCUCAGGGUUACAGAGAAGCAACGGCUAACGCCGGCGUUAUGGAACCACCUCGCGACACCGGAAGGCCUUUGCUCAGCUUGCAAGAAGUCGAAUCGCGACUCGUUUUCGCGAGAUGCAAACCGUUCACUCUGGCUAUGCCCGGAAGACAAUGGCUGUUCGGAGGUGCACUGGCAAAAGUGGAGGGACGAGCGCGUCUACAACCAUCCUGGGCCUUGUUGCUCACCGACCUCCUGGUGUUUGCUCGCGUUUCGAGAGAUCGCGUUCUGUUCGUGACCGAGGAGCCACUGCGUUUAUCGAACAUCGCCGAGGCUUGCUUUACCGUCCGUAAAAGACCGACAGAAUUUCGAUUACAGGUCGCGAUUAAUCCGCCUGGGAACGCGGAAAACGGUCAUCUCGAGGUGACCAACAGCGGUGGUUGUAGCCCCCACAGUCGUCAUCGAAGACGAGUUCUGGUCUUGCGAGCUCCUACUCCGGAAUUGAAAGCUGUUUGGCACAACCUUCUUCAACGGCAGAUAAUCUAUGUGAAUACAGGCUAUGGUGGAACCCCGAGUCAAGACAGUCCUGAAGAAAGUCCGAUUACCGGUGGCAAUUUUACCGCGGUUAGAGAACCUACGGAAAGUUCUCAGACCACCAGGGAAUCACAGAAACCGGACGAGGAGAAGGAAUCUCGCUCGACGGACAGUAUCGACACGAUCAUCAAGAAUUCAAGGGAGAAUAAUCAUUUGGCUCAAUGGGUGCGCAACUCCCAUCAAAUCCCGCCACCGGAUUCCGAGGAGAAUCCCAUCGAGGAAUGGACGGCCGAAGAAUUGGCGGCGCGAGCUCCGAGAGAAGGUUGCAACGAGUCGAACACGGAGGAAAACACGGCCGCGGAAGAAGCCGUUGCGGAAGUUGUCAAUUCCGACGUGGAGCAACAAAGCACCGCUUCCAGCGCGAGCCUCAGUACCGUCAAGUCCAACAGUGUGACGACGAAAAAGAACGGUAGCUUCGCCUCUUCCAGGGAAAAUUCAACCGGUUCGAUCAACAUUUGUAGAAGAUGCCACAGAUCAGGUUGCCCUACACCACCUUUAACCAGAGAUCCGUUCUCUCCGUUGCCUCCAAAGAUUUCGGUCGUACCACCCACGCCCGAUUUGUGCACCAGGCACAGGCUGAGAAACGGGCUGCACGACAGCCCCGGAAGAAACAGUCCAGGCUACACGCCAGCUGACGGGAACACAGAGGAUGGCAGCGAGGACGACCUCGAGUGUGACGGUGAACCGCCUUAUAGAGCUCUCAGAAGGUUCGGCACUAUGAGCAGCCUGGACCAGGACGACGAGCUCGAGGAACAAGGAGACGAUGACAAUCGAGAAACCGAGUCUCCGCCUACGGGUUUGAGAGCUUGGACGGCUAGAGCGAGUAGCUACGUGGUCAGUAAAAUGGCUCUGCUCGAACAGCUCGGUGAAGGAGUAGGGGGAUAUCUUCUUCAACCACCUGUGCCUCCGGAGAGGACAGAAUUUUCCUUGGACCCGAACGACGAAGAGGGUACGACGUCUGGAGCUACUUCGGGGGACGAUAUCUGGGGAACUCCGACUUCCGGUGGUCCUGACGACGAAAGCUUCACAGCUAGUUCGCCGCCGCCAAACGGUGCAGGCAACGCGGUCGCAUCCGGCGAGGACAACUACGGCCUGAACCUGUCGACAGAGGAUGACCCGGAUCAAGAGUCCGAGAACGAGGACUGUAAUCUACCGGAAUUGAACAUGGAUCAGCUGCUCGGUGGCGGAAGUUUAGGCUCGUUGAGGUGUUUCCUCGGCAGAAGAAGAUUGGAACCGCUGCCAGAGGAGGAGGAUUCGUCUGGAAGCGGAAAGGAUCAAGUUGGAUGGUGGUGACAGCGGUUGCAAACCACGGCGUCGAAGAACGUCGGCUCGAGCUCCGAUGCGAACGACAGGGAUCGCGUAUUUGCCAAGCUGAAUCAGGAGGACGAAGAGUUUCGCAGGAAGAUAGUGAACCUUCACAGAAAACUGUCCGACGUGGAGGAUGGUUACGCGACAGAGACAACCUCUUCGGACACCUUGAAGAGUUCCAAAGAGGCUGAUCGUUUGAAGGAACUGGAAUCGUUGGUGAGAAGAGCGGAGGAGACUAGCAGUAAAAACGCCGAACGAAUCGGGGCCGAGAGAGCGAGGAGCGAAGAGUACUCGUGCACGGAAAGCAUGGCAGACUCGAGAAAUCAUCAGUACAAAAGAGUCGAUGGUCAACAGGAAAGAAGAAAACGGAUCGAGUUGUUUCAGCGAAAAGCGAAGAAACUGGAAGAAGAUUCGGAAGAUCAGAACGAUGGUAGCCCGUCCAAGACAACGGAGAAGAAUUUUUUGAAUCGAUUAAGAAUAAAAAGACGCAGCAUGAAGCUGCUUAGUUUCUUAAGCGGUAAAGCCGCGGACAGAUCCCAGGAGGAACGCGCCGCUAGACUUUUGAGAAUGUACAUGCCCGAAAAGGGUUCCAAAGCACAAAACACCAUUUCUAUACAUCACACGUCCCGGGACAGACGAUUUUGGAAACUUCGGAGUAGAAGGCGAACAAAUUCUUCGUAAACGCGCAACGUUUCUUAUCUAGACUUUCCAGUAUUCGCGUUACUCGAGUCUUUUUUCAUAGAAUCUAGCGUAACUUCAAACUAGACUAUUUCUUCGUACCGUAUACGGUUUCAAAGUAAACGCAGUACUUUCCUCGGGUACGGUUAGCCGAUUAAACAAGUUCCAGAACGCAAGAAUCGAGUGUUAAUAUCGUAGCGUGCUUGUCGGUUAUUAAUGAAAUCAGUCCAGUUUCCAAAGGAUACGAAACACGGCCUAGUGUGAAACGUCUCUGAGAUAUAGGUUUAAGAUGUUUCGUUUGCCGCGUAAGACUGUUCGUCGAUCUAGUCUCGCUCAUUUAAAUUUAGACAGUUUCUUUCGUUUCUCUCGGACACCGUAUUUAAGUAGGUCCGCACGACUGACCCAAAGCGGCACUCAUCUUCCACGAUGAUAGAUCUUGCUCCAAAAUACAAAACGAAAAAUUGUAAAAAAAACCACUGGAAUUUUAACAUUACUGUUGGUAGGUUGCAACAUAGCCGUAUGGCUGUAAUCGACAUACAAAUAAAGUAUAUUAUUUGUUCA
Molecule: messenger RNA, 6328 nt
Organism: Osmia lignaria (orchard mason bee)
Lineage: Eukaryota; Metazoa; Arthropoda; Insecta; Hymenoptera; Megachilidae
Gene: PsGEF
Product: Protostome-specific GEF
Cellular component (GO): plasma membrane; nucleus
Molecular function (GO): protein binding
Source: RefSeq, a predicted model, not a curated record